AUGUCGAUAAUGAUCACUAUUCUACACUUCGAUGAUUUAUUUACACCACUCGCACCAUACUUGCAUCAAGUCAACAAUAAACCACAUUUACAAAAUAUGAGCUAUGGAGAUCACAUAUCAUUCGUUAUCGAUCGAAACCUUAGUUCCGAAGUUUAUAUGAAAGAAAUUUACUUAUAUGAAAAACAAGAGCUUACAUUAUACAUUUUAUCGCUUUUGUACCAGUUCAUCGCGACAGACAGGUAUUUUAAUUUAAGAACUAAGCGAUUUUAUGGCAACUUCCUUAUCUUAAAUACCUUUGUAUUAUUUACGAGUACCUCUUGA
Spodoptera littoralis (African cotton leafworm) is the source of this 321-nucleotide messenger RNA. Lineage: Eukaryota; Metazoa; Arthropoda; Insecta; Lepidoptera; Noctuidae. The record is from the annotation of a GenBank genome assembly.